Molecule: messenger RNA, 2373 nt
Organism: Corticium candelabrum
Lineage: Eukaryota; Metazoa; Porifera; Homoscleromorpha; Homosclerophorida; Plakinidae
Product: eukaryotic translation initiation factor 3 subunit B-like
Exons: 21
Coding region: 239-2299 (686 amino acids)
Biological process (GO): translational initiation
Cellular component (GO): eukaryotic translation initiation factor 3 complex
Molecular function (GO): RNA binding; translation initiation factor activity; translation initiation factor binding
Source: RefSeq, a predicted model, not a curated record
CGACAGUUUCAUUCGUCAUAUCCGGCAAGAAUUCGCGUGAAUUGUCUUGACGAAUCCAUUGCUUUAGGUUUUGAAGAGGGAAACAUUUAGUUUGCUUUCUGCGGCAGCUCCUUCAGGAACGGCAGGAAGUUGUCACGUGUACAGGACUCCAAUACUUCAACGUGUUCUUAUUAAGAUUCUGAAGUCGUGCUAUCUCAAUUGCCUUCCAGUCACGUGAUACACAGCCACGUGACCGGUAAUGGCUGACGAAAACGUGGACGCCGCACUGCCCAACUUGAAUGCCUCGGAAGAAGACAACCCGGCCGAUGAGCCCGACUUCGAUGAUCCAGAAGAUUUCAUUGAUGAUAUUAGCGAUGAAGAGCUUCUUGGAGAUCUGAUGGCGCAAGAACCGAAGCUAGACGAUAGUUUAGAACAAAUUAUUGUGGUGGACAAUGUUCCCCGUGUGAUGAAGGAUCGAUUGGACAGACUGAAGAAUGUGAUUAGGAAGAUAAUGGGCAAGUUUGGUCGCAUUUUAAGUGAAUAUUAUCCUGCUGAUGAGAAUGGUGAGACGAAAGGUUUUAUCUUUCUGGAAUACGAAACUGCACAGCAAGCGGCCAACGCAGUCAAGACGGCUCACGGCUACAGGCUGGAUAAAGCGCACGUGUUUGCAAUCAAUCCCAUCUCGGAUUUUGAAAAGUAUUCUGAUCUGCCAACUCAUUGGGAGCCUCCUGAGCCUAAGGAGUAUACUCCUCAGGAGAAUUUGAGGUCAUGGUUGCUGAAUCCAGAUUGUCACGAUCAGUAUGCUGUCAUAUAUAGUCAAGGAGAUAAAACGGCCGUGUGUUGGAAUACAAAUACAGAACCAAUUAUCGUCAUUUCACGUGAGCAUUGGACCGAGGCUCCGUAUCUUCGUUGGUCACCACAGGGCACGUACUUUGUAACAAUACACAAGCAAGGAGCUGCUUUAUGGGGUGGAGAAAACUUCAGAAGAAUUCAGCGAUUUUCUCAUCUUGGUACGGAAUUCAUCGAUUUCUCACCCUGUGAACGAUUUCUUGUAACAUUCAGUUCUACUGUUGACAGCUCAGAAGAACCGCAGGCGAUUAUGAUUUGGGACAUCAGAACGGGAGCUAAAAUGCGAGGGUUUAACUGUGAAGAAGCUACUGUGUGGCCUGUUUUCAAAUGGAGUCAUGAUGGACGAUACUUUGCUCGGCAACGCAAUGGACUAAUCAGUGUGUAUGAAUCAGAGACAUUUGGUUUACUGGACAAGAAGAGCAUACAAGUCAGCGAUGUGAGAGACUUUGCCUGGUCUCCAGCAGAGAAUUAUUUGGCAUACUGGCUACCUGAAGUGAAGGAGAAUCCUUCGAGAGUCGUGCUCUUGGAAAUUCCCAGUAAAAAGGAAAUCAGGAUGAAGAACUUGUUCAACGUGUCUGCUUGUGAAUUGUACUGGCAAAAGUGUGGUGAUUUCCUUUGUGUGAAAGUGGGAAGGUUGACAACAAAGAGCAAGAAGAGUGCGACUGCAUAUAACCUGGAAGUGUUCAGCGUGAGAGCAAAGCUAAUACCAGUCGAUAGCAUCGAAAUCAAAGAGCCUCUGGUUGCAUUUGCAUGGGAACCGAAUGGAUCAAAAUUUGGUGUCAUUCAUGGAGAAGGACCACAGGUAACAGUCAGAUUCUACAAGGUUGAACCAGAGGGUGCAAUCACCCACAUCAAGACGUUUGAGAAGAAAACCUGUAAUCAACUGUUGUGGUCACCUCAGGGACAAUUUGUUGUCCUGACUCAACUGAGAGGACCAAACAGUGGCCUUCUGGAAUUCUACGACACGUCCGACAUGACACAGAUGAACACCGGAGAACACUUCCAAGCAACGGACGUUGCGUGGGAUCCAACCGGUCGAUACCUAUCCAGCUUUGUCAGCUGGUACACAGUGAAGGGAGGUGAUCAUGGUUACCUGGUGUGGUCAUUCCAAGGUAAACAGUUAUAUCGACAGAACAUGCCUGAGUUUGGUUCACUGGUGUGGAGACCGAGGCCACCGAGUCUCCUCAAUGACAUCGACAUUCAGGAAAUUCGUCGGCAGUUUAAGAAAUAUCAACGCGAAUUUGAGAUGAAAGAUCGACUAUCGCAGAAGAAGGCAUCGAAGGAGUUGGUCGACAAGAGACGACAGAUGAUGACAGACUUUCAGGAUUAUCGGAAGAAGAAGGAGAGAGACUUGACAAAGUUGUACCGAGACAGAACCACGCCACAGACAGAUGAUGGAGACGACUCGUUUCAAGAGGAAGUCAUCGAGUUCCUCAUUAACGAGGAAAUAGUUACAGUAGAAGAUAACUAAUAGUUUUAGAGCACUACAUGCAGUUGGUCAUUGGUGUCUAUGUACUUUGCUACAACAUAAUCCUGGUAUGGCAA